UUAUGGUGUCCGGAAACCGGACAUGCACGUUGAGAAUGCACAUUUGCACCAGCGUGCACUUCAUUCAUUGGAAUCUGUCAAUCAGUCAGCUGUCAUAAUACUACGGAAAGAAAUGUCGGAAGAAAACUCAAAAUUGUUCUAAAUCUGAAAAUGUGUCAGACUAACCAAUAAGUAAAUAAUUAUGUAUUAUGCCAAAAAUAUUAAUUCUCCAUAAAAAUUCCUGAUGAAUGCUCGUAAACUUUGAAUCAAAAUAAAAUAACCUCAAAACACAUGUACGGUAAAAGUGUAUUGUUUAGUUACCGAGUAGUUAGCAAAUGUAGUGUUCGCAGUUACAAGAGCAACAACACUAAAAAGCUGUUGGAAUUUCUAGCCGAAAUGCCGAAAGUAAAUUCUGCAAGAAUAGCUGAGGCACAGCGUCAAAGGCAGCAAAUAUCCAAAAGAAGUGAAAAGUAUGCACCAAGUACUGUUUACCUUCAGGUUCUUGGUUCAGGAGCUCGUGGAGCGCCUAACACCCUGUAUUUGUUCACGGAUCAGAAGCGGUACCUGUUCAACUGUGGAGAAUGCACACAGCGCCUAGCUCACGAGCACAAGGUGAAGCUAUCCCGCCUGGAACACAUAUUCAUCACAAGCAAGACUUGGAAGAACAUCGGAGGUCUGCCCGGCUUGUCUCUGACGCUUCAGGAUGUUGGUGUGCCGAAUAUCACUCUACACGGGCCAGAGGGAUUGGAUGAAUUAUAUCCUGCAACAAAGAGGUUUGUGAUUAUGAAAGACAUGAAUGUGAACAUGGCCAAGUGCAGUCCAAGUGAAGAUUUUGAAGACAGUGUUAUGAGUGUGAAAUAUGUUUUACUAGGCCCUCAUGAUAACUUAUUAGUAGGCAAAGAAUUGAAACCUGCAGCCAAACGGCCCAAAUUGGAAUCAAACCAAGACAAAGAGUUUGAGGAGUUCAUUCACGAUGAUACUGACUAUUACAAGCCAGAAGCAAAGAUUCCAGACAACAACAAAAACAAUAGAUAUGCAAGAGAUAAUAGAGCUAAGCCAAAAAGUAGUUUUGAGAAAGAUCCAAUGAAGAAAAAGACUGAAAAGGUAUUACAUGAUCUGCAAAAGAAAACAAACUGUUCAGUUGCUUACAUUUGCACCCUGAAGAAACGUCUUGGCACCCUGGAUUUGGCCAAAUGCGUGGAGAUGGGGGUGAAACCCGGCCCUAUGCUGGGCCAGCUCAAGAGUGGCCACGACGUAGUGUUGCCAGACGGCACACUCGUCUUGUCUAAGGACGUAAAGACGCCUGACGACCCUGGACCAGUUUUCAUUGUACUUGACGUUCCCGACCUCUCUUACCUGAAGGAAGCGGAGUUCUCCGCCCACUUCGAUAACGGGACAAACCCGCCAGAAAACAUCCCCACCCUCAUCGUGCAUUACACGCCGCCAGAAGUUUUCCAUCAUCCCACGUACCGCGCGUUCAUGUCUCUCUUCGGGCCUACCACUCGGCACCUGGUACUGAACUCUCAAAACGCGUGUCUCGGCUCCGAGGCUGUGCACCGCACCCAACACAAACUCCACCUGCUCGAUCCGGAUAUAUUUCCUCUCCUGAGGGACGCUAGUCUACCUGCAGUGUGGAAUUCUCAUCCUCCGCUGCCUAAAACCAACAGUCCGGUGAGGCUGAAAGGGUUAGAAGAACUUAAGAAUAAGAUUGCGCUAGCGCAGUUCCAGAACAUAAUAAACAUGGAGGGCUCGUGCAAGGGCGACGGCGGCCAGACGCACGCGACCAUAGACGAGGAGCAGAACAAACUCGAGGUGAUCGCUGGACGCACGCUCACGAUGUUCCAUUUGAGGCCAAAGAGACAGCUGGAUAGAUCUGUAGAACCCAAACUCCACGUGCAAGAGUACAUACAAGAGACAAUGGACGUGGACGGCUUUGUCGGCAGCCUGGAACACUUCAGGCGGCAGGUGGACAGCAUGAGAUACGCUAAAGCCAAUUCCCAGGAGUUCCCCAAGGUGGUAUUCUUGGGCACCGGGUCUUGCAUCCCGAGUAAGACAAGGAACACUAGCGCCGUGGUGUUGCAAGUCGACGAGAACCGGUCAAUGCUGCUGGACUGCGGCGAAGGCACCUUUGGGCAGCUGGUCCGGUUCUUCGGGCCGAAGAAAGUCAGCGCCUUCCUCAGGACUUUGAAGGCGGUGUAUAUUUCCCAUCUGCACGCUGAUCAUCACAUUGGUCUCAUCGGCGUGAUCCAAGCCCGGCGGCAGGCGUGGCUGGAAGUGAACGCUGACGCGCCGCCUGAACCGCUGUAUCUCUUCGCGCCGGGACAGAUUUACACCUGGCUGUAUACCUACGACCAGCAGUUCGAGAAGAUCAAGGGAGACUUCACGCUGCUGCCUAACCAGAACUUGUUGCACGAAUCAUACCAUCAGAACGCAGAGAUGGUGGCAACACUGGCUAAUAUAGGGGUCGAGCAGAUCCGUACUUGUUUUGUGUCGCACUGCCCCAACGCGUUCGGUGUAGCCAUCGACUUGGACGCCGAUCAUCGCAUCACCUACUCUGGGGACACUAUACCCUGUGAAGACCUCGUCAAGAUCGGCGAAAACUCCCACCUGCUCAUCCACGAAGCGACAAUGGAAGACGAGCUGGUCGAAGAAGCUCGCACCAAGAUGCACUCCACUACCUCCCAGGCGAUAGAAAUGGGGAAACAAAUGAACGCGCGGUACACGGUCCUAACGCACUUCAGCCAGCGAUACGCGCGAUUACCGCGUCUGAACGCACACAUACUGAAUGACAAUAGAAGCGUUGGCAUCGCCUUUGACAACAUGCAGAUAACGAUGAGCGACCUAGACCUGCUGCCGCACAUGUAUGCGCCUCUCCAGCUGAUGUUCGCCGAACACUGCGUCGAGAUGGAGCUGAAGGCGGCUCACCGCGCGCGCCAGAGAGAACGCGCCUCCUCGCCCAACCUCGCUGCUACCGGUACUCGGCCAUACUGCACCUCUAGCACUAGCGCUGACGGCGAAAAGAACACCGACAGCGGCAAACCCAACGCCGACGGCGGCGAAACGAUCGCCGAAAAGCGCACCGCACUCGCCGACACUGAAAUGCCAGACGCUGAUAGCGCGAAACAAGAGACGAUCGUUAAUAACGGUAAUAGCUAGCCAUUCACUUUGUGACUGUAGGUAUUGUAUUUAUUAUGCGUUUAGUCGGUAUAGCUGCAUUACUUUUGUUGAAUGAGACUGUUGUGACUGCGAUAUUGUAAUUUCAAGUGUGAUUGUUGCGUUUUAGUAGUUAAUUACUAUAAAGUAAAGCUAUGUAUACAGCCUCGUUGUUAAUAGGCUUUUUGUUUUGUAGGUAAUUUA
Messenger RNA from Ostrinia nubilalis (European corn borer), 3336 nucleotides. RefSeq names its product ribonuclease Z, mitochondrial. The transcript is spliced from 15 exons. The coding region runs from base 271 to 3135 and encodes 954 amino acids. Gene Ontology annotation, biological process: mitochondrial tRNA 3'-end processing. Gene Ontology annotation, cellular component: mitochondrion. The record is from RefSeq and is a predicted model, not a curated record. NCBI's taxonomy places the organism in Eukaryota, Metazoa, Arthropoda, Insecta, Lepidoptera, Crambidae. Gene Ontology annotation, molecular function: 3'-tRNA processing endoribonuclease activity.